Molecule: messenger RNA, 2984 nt
Organism: Coregonus sp. 'balchen'
Lineage: Eukaryota; Metazoa; Chordata; Actinopteri; Salmoniformes; Salmonidae
Source: the annotation of a GenBank genome assembly
AGAGAGACUAAUAUAACUGACACCCUCUCACAGUCAGAGACUAAUAUAACUGACACCAUCUCACAGUCAGAGACUAAUAUAACUGACACCAUCUCACAGUCAGAGAGACUAAUAUAACUGACACCAUCUCACAGUCAGAGACUAAUAUAACUGACACCAUCUCACAGUCAGAGAGACUAAUAUAACUGACACCAUCUCACAGCCAGAGAGACUAAUAUAACUGACACCGUCUCACAGUCAGAGACUAAUAUAACUGACACCAUCUCACAGUCAGACAGACUAAUAUAACUGACACCAUCUCACAGUCAGAGGCUAAUAUAACUGACACCAUCUCACAGUCAGAGACUAAUAUAACUGACACCCUCUCACAGUCAGAGAGAAUAAUAUAACUGACACCCUCUCACAGUCAGAGACUAAUAUAACUGACACCAUCUCACAGCCAGAGAGACUAAUAUAACUGACACCAUCUCACAGUCAGAGACUAAUAUAACUGACACCAUCUCACAGUCAAAGACUAAUAUAACUGACACCAUCUCACAGUCAGAGAGACUAAUAUAACUGACACCAUCUCACAGUCAGAGAGACUAAUAUAACUGACACCAUCUCACAGUCAAAGAGACUAAUAUAACUGACACCAUCUCACAAUCAGAGAGACUAAUAUAACUGACACCAUCUCACAGUCAGAGACUAAUACAACUGACACCAUCUCACAGUCAGAGAGACUAAUAUAACUGACACCAUCUCACAGUCAGAGAGACUAUUAACUGGACACCAUCUCACAGUCAAACUAAUAUAACUGAACACCUCUCACUGUCAGAGACUAAUAUACUGACCCAUCUCACAGUCCAAAGACUAAUAGAUAACUGACACCACUCACAGUGUCAGAGAACUAAUAUAAAUGACACCCUCUCACCAGUCAGAGAGACUAAAUAAGCUGACAACACCAUCUCAACAGUCAAGAAGACUAAUAUAACUGACACCAUCUCCAUCAGAGAGACAAUAUAGUACACCAUCUCACAGUCAGAGACUAAUAUAACUGACACCAUCUCCCAGUCAGAGAGACUAAUAUAACUGACACUAAAGAAUCAUCUCACAGUCAGAGGACUAAUUCACUGACACCAUCUCACAUUCAUAGAGAUAUUAACUGACACCAUCUCCAGUCAGAGAGACUAAUAUAACUGACCCCAUCUCACAGUCAAAGAGCCUUCAUCUAACUGACACCGUCUUCACAGUCAGAGAGACUAAUAUAACUGACCACCAUCUCACCAGUCCCGAGAGACCUAUAUAACUGACAUACCAUCUCACAGUCAGAGACUAAUAUAAACUGAACAACCGUCUCACAGUCAGAAUCGGCCCCUGCAUAUGAACUUACACCAUCUCACAGUCAGAGAGACUAAUAUAAUGACUAACAAGGUCUCACAGCGAGAGACUAAUAUAACUGACACUCUCACAUCAUAGAGACUAAUAUAACUGACACCAUCUCAACCCAGUCUAGAGACUAAUUAAACUGACAACCGUCUCACAGUCAAGCACUAAUAUAAACUGACACCGUCUCACAUCAGAGAUACUAUCUAACGACAACCAUCUCACAGUCAUAGACUAAUAGUAACUGACACCAUCUCACAGUCAGGACUAUCAUCUAACUGACACCUCGUCUCACAUUCAUAGAGACUAAUAUAACUGAACCAGCUCACAGUCAAGAGACUAAUCUAAACCUGACCCCAUCUCACAGUCAGAGACUAAUAUAACGACAACCGUCUCAACAGUCAGAGAGACUAAUAUAAACUGACACAUCUCACGUCCAUAGGACCUUAAUAUAACUGACCCACUCCACAGUCAUAGAGACUACUUAACUGACACCAUCUCACAGUCAAGACUAUAAACUGACACACCGUCUCACAGUCAGAGAGACUAAUAUACUGCACCAUCUCACAGUCAGAAGACCGAAUCUCACUGACAACCGUCUCACAGUCAGCACUAAUAUUAACAUGAACACCGUCUCACAGUCAGAGAGACUAAUAAUAUGACAGCACCAUCUCACAGUCAGAUAGACAUAUAUAACUGCCACCAUCUCACAGUCAGAGACUAAUUCACUGACACCAUCUCAAGCAGUCAGAGACUAAUAUAACUGACAAAUCCGUCUCACAGUCAGAGAGACUAAUAUAAACUGGGACACCCUCUCACAUCAGAGAGACUAAUAUAACGGACUCCAUCUCACAGUCAGCGAGACUAAUAUACUGCACCGUCUCCGCAGUCAGAGAGUAAUAUAACUGACACCAUCUCACAGUCAGAGAGACUAAUAUAACUGACACCGUCUCACAGUCAGAGACUAAUAUAACUGACACCGUCUCACAGUCAGAGACUAAUAUAACUGACACCGUCUCACAGUCAGAGACUAAUAUAACUGACACCAUCUCACAGUCAGAGACUAAUAUAACUGACACCAUCUCACAGUCAGAGACUAAUAUAACUGACACCGUCUCACAGUCAGAGACUAAUAUAACUGACACCAUCUCACAGUCAGAGACUAAUAUAAACUGACACCGUCUCACAAUCAGAGACUAAUAUAAACUGACACCGUCUCACAGUCAGAGAGACUAAUAUAACUGACUCCAUCUCACAGUCAGAGAGACUAAUAUAACUGACUCCAUCUCACAGUCAGAGACUAAUAUAACUGACACCAUCUCACAGUCAGAGACUAAUAUAACUGACACCAUCUCACAGUCAGAGACUAAUAUAACUGACACCCGGACUAAUAUGAACUACCCCAGUCAGAGACUAAUAUAACUGACACCAUCUCACAGUCAGAGACUAAUAUAACUGACACCAUCUCACAGUCAGAGACUAAUAUAACUGACACCGUCUCACAGUCAGAGACUAAUAUAACUGACACCAUCUCACAGUCAGAGACUAAUAUAACUGACACCGUCUCACAAUCAGAGACUAAUAUAACUGACACCGUCUCACAGUCAGAGAGACUAAUA